UGUGAUUCAUUUUUCGCAAUUUCAGAUUCAAAAAAAUAAAAAAUCUUGAAGUGUCUUGUUGACUUUUUUAUUGACUUAUAUGAAUUUCGAGAAUUUAGGUAGUAUAGAGUAGCAAUUUCAAGUGGGGUUUCAAUUUCCUUUAAGGGUUUUUCUGGGGUUUACUAAUUAAGUGAACAAAUUUAGUUUUAGAACUUUUUUUAAAUUGGGAAUUGAGUAGACCAGUAAGAUUUUAGGGAUUUUUUUUGUGUUUUUUUGAGGAUUGGCAAAUGAGAUGGAUAAUGAUGUAAUUAGUGAGGAUUUAAGUAAAGAAGCUAAAAAUGAAGAAUCUUAUGGUGCAAGUACUUCUAAUGAGGAUGUUUCAUCACCUAAAGAGACUUUUAAAGCUAAAGAAGUGAGUUUUAGUGCCCCGCCACAUCCUCGAAAAGUCUUGGAUCAUAGCAUUACGGCACCUGCAAGCGUCCGCAGAAAUCUUUUUCCUGAAAAUAAGGAGGCUGCAUAUACUAGAUCCAUGACUGAGAGGUGGUGGACAAAAUCAUGGAUACCAAAACAUGAGCUUAAAUUAGAUCGAUUAUCAGAACGUGAAAAGCAAAAGCUUAUUGUGGAACUUGUAAAGAUUCAAAGUGAUGGUACAGUGGAGGUGGAUAUAUCUGACAAUGCACCUGUACCUUCAGAGUUGUUUGAAUAUCAAAGUAUGGAAGGGGUUCCCCCUGAAAUGGAUUUUAUUGUUACGGAUUCUUACAAAGUGAUUCCAAAAUUAAAGAUUGCAGUGCUUGUUGUUGGAACAAGGGGAGAUGUUCAACCUUUUCUUGCCAUUUCAAAGAGACUUCAGGAGUUUGGCCAUCAUGUUAGGUUGGCAACACAUGCAAAUUUUCGUUCUUUUGUAGAGUCGGCUGGUGUUGACUUCUAUCCUUUGGGCGGCGAUCCACGUAUAUUGGCAGGAUAUAUGGCGAGAAAUAAAGGUCUAAUUCCAUCGGCACCUGGUGAAAUAUCUGUACAAAGGAAGCAACUAAAGGCGAUCAUUGAAUCUCUUCUUCCCGCAUGCACAGGACCAGAUUUAAGAAGUGGACAACCUUUUAAAGCUCAGGCAAUCAUUGCAAAUCCUCCUGCCUAUGGGCAUGCACAUGUAGCUGAAGCUCUUGGUGUACCUCUUCACAUGUUCUUCACAAUGCCUUGGACGCCGACGUCCGAGUUUCCUUCCCCAUUGGCACGCGUACCUCAAACUGCUGGUUAUUGGCUCUCAUAUAUAGUUGUAGAUCUUCUUGUUUGGUGGGGCAUAAGAGGAUAUAUUAACGACUUCAGGAAGAAAUUGAAUCUUCCUCCAAUUGCAUACUUUAGCAUGUAUCGUGGUUCAAUAUCUCAUUUCCCUACCGGCUACAUGUGGAGUCCUCAUGUUGUCCCCAAACCAAGUGAUUGGGGUCCAUUGGUUGAUGUUGUUGGUUAUUGCUUCUUGAACCUUGGUUCCAAGUAUAAACCACCUGAAGAAUUCCUCCGGUGGAUUGGAAAAGGAACAUGCCCCAUAUAUAUUGGAUUUGGAAGCAUGCCUCUUGAAGAUUCGGCCAAAACCACAAAUAUCAUUCUGGAGGCUUUGAAAAAAACAGGACAAAGGGGAAUAAUUGACCGUGGAUGGGGAGAUCUUGGGACCUUUCCAAAUCUUCCGGAUGAUGUUUUUCUUCUAGUGGAUUGUCCUCAUGAUUGGCUCUUCCCUCAAUGUGCGGCCGUGGUUCAUCAUGGAGGUGCUGGAACGACUGCAACAGGACUGAGAGCAGGGUGUCCUACAACGAUUGUUCCGUUCUUUGGAGAUCAAUAUUUUUGGGCUGAUAGAAUUUAUCAAAGAGGAUUAGGGCCAAAUCCAAUCCCAAUAUCUCAGCUUAACAUAGAAGCGCUUUCAGAUGCAAUAAAUUUCAUGCUGCAGCCAGAUGUAAAAGCUCGAGCAAUGGAAUUGGCAAAGAUCAUAGAGAACGAAGAUGGUGUUGCAAAUGCAGUCGAUACAUUUCACCGCCAUCUACCACCAGACAUGCCAUUGUCAUCAACUCCACCUAUAAAACAAGAAGACGGGGAUUCUCCAAACCCAUUACAAUGGUUGUUUACUCAGAUCGGGUUAUAUUGUGGUUGUGGUACCUAAAUUUAUCUUGAGAUUGUAUAGACAAUCUACACCCCCAUUUUUUUACAACUUCAUUCAUUUCAAAACCUGGGUAUCUUUCGGCAUCUCAUUCAUUUUGUUCAUAGAUUGAACACCAACGAAUAAUAAGGUUUAUCUUCACGUGGUCAUUCAUGGCUUGCAACUAGAUUCAAGAUUUCGAGUUUUUCAGAUGUUGGCGUAGGUUAUAUAUAUUGCGCAUGAAUAGUUGUACAUUUUGAGUGAUUCGAUGUAUUGUAGAAUGUUACAUCUUUUCUAUGUUUGGCCUUUUUUUUCUUCUUGUGAGUGAUAUAUGUCAUAUGUUAUGUGAGUUACUCGUAGUCUUGUACUAUGGAUAUUAUGGCUUGUAGCUUGUAAAUUCAUGAGCAGCACUGAAAAUGAGUCGAACUAAAGUACUCUAAGAUUAAGUUGGGUUGGUUUAGAUUUCACCUCAGUCUUACGUUUGGCUCACUGUGAGGGUUAAACAAAGCUCAAACCUGAUUUGUGAGUAGGUUUAGAGGCUUGAGCAGCUUAACCCGAGUUGAGCUUGUUUAAUCUGUAUUGUACACGUAUUUUUAUAGACAGGAAGUAUUGAUUUACACUG
Molecule: messenger RNA, 2720 nt
Organism: Erigeron canadensis
Lineage: Eukaryota; Viridiplantae; Streptophyta; Magnoliopsida; Asterales; Asteraceae
Product: sterol 3-beta-glucosyltransferase UGT80B1
Exons: 14
Coding region: 272-2122 (616 amino acids)
Biological process (GO): carbohydrate metabolic process
Molecular function (GO): hexosyltransferase activity; UDP-glycosyltransferase activity
Source: RefSeq, a predicted model, not a curated record